AGAUGGUUUUGAUGGCGGAGGGGAGGCUUCGCUGAGCGGCAGCCCUCGCUCGACAUGGGCAACGAGAACAGCUUGGAGACCGGCGAGCUGGAGCCCCCCAUCUCGGCGCCGGCUGCAGCGCCACUGAAAACACCCGCGGCCCCGAACGGAGCGCCCGGGGGACGGGCAGCGGCGGCCGGCAGUGCAAGACCAUACCAGAGGGAGCACCUUGGACAGCCUGAUGCAAAGAUUGAUACCCUCCAGCAGACUAUUCCAAGCAAUGAAAGUGCAAGAAGAAUGCAGAAUCAAGGUUGUUCUACACAGCAAAACCUGCAACAAGAACAAAGAAGGAGUCUCCAAGUUGACACAAGUACGAAAAGGGGAGAAAGGUCCCAUUCUGCAUCCCCAGAUAAGGGCAGUGCUCCAACCUCUCCAUAUUCUGUACCACAGAUAGCUCCGCUGCCCAGCAGCACUCUAUGUCCAAUUUGUGCAACUACCGAGCUAAACUCUUAUCCAAAACAGCCAAACUUCAACACUUGUACGCAAUGUCGAUCAGUAGUGUGCAAGCAGUGUGGAUUUAAUCCCAAUCCUCACAUUACAGAGGUGGAAGAAUGGUUGUGCUUAAACUGUCAGAUGCAGAGAGCUCUGGGAAUGGAUAUGACCACUGCACCACGCUCCAAAAGUCAACAGCAACUACACUCCCCAUCACACCAGGCCCAAACAGAACCGCAAACAAAAGCGCAGCGACAGCCUCAAACUGAUCCUGUCCCCCAACAAGGAAGGACUACACCAAUAAAAAGAGAGCUCCCUAAAGUGCCAUCUGCUGCAGAAAAUAAGCCUGAGACUAAGGUGCAACCAAGUGAACGUGAGAAACACAGACCGAUAGCGAAUAAGUCCGAAUUGCAGCCUGUUGUCCAACCACAACUGGUUCCCCAGUCUGAGGCAACCAGGCCAGUUGGUAAGAGCCAACAAACUGUCCCUGCAGAACAAAGACGAACAACAGAUGGUUCACCAGCAAGAACACAAGCAGGGCCCUCCAGUUUAUCCCAAGAUCAGGAGGGCAUUACUGGUAAACUCUUUGGGUUUGGAACUUCUCUUUUAAGCCAGGCCACCAGCCUUAUAUCCACACAGCCAGAACAGACGUCACAAAGUCAGCAAUCACCUGCUAAAGGCUCUGCAGCUAAACAGGCUCCAAAAAUAAUUUUCAGUGAUCAAAGCACAGAAUUGAGCUCAAAGUUGCAGAGUUCAACGCCGGGAUUGCAAGUUAAAACUGAGGUUGUCUCUGCAGCUAAACAGGAAAAACCGGAGCCAGUCAUUAAACAAAAAGAAGUCAACAAGCCCAAAGUAUUGUGCCCUCUCUGUAAAACAGAACUGAAUGUGGGAUCAAGUCAGCCGCCCAACUUCAAUAAUUGCACAGAAUGCAAAGUUCAAGUGUGCAACAUGUGUGGUUUCAAUCCAACGCCACACUUGGUAGAGAAAAAUGAAUGGCUUUGUUUGAACUGUCAGACCAAACGACUGAUGUCUGGAAAUUUGGGAGAUGCACCACUUCCUGUCCCAUCAAUAGCAUCAAAGCAACAACCAUCGAUGUCACCACAGCAUCAAACAGGGCCAACGGGCGUCAGUGUGCAACAAAGAAAAGGGAUUAGCCAACAGCAAGCUGGCCCUGCCCAGCAACAGAAGGUCCCUGUAGCAUCAAGUCAACAAUUAUCUCAGCAUAAGGAAUCACCAACUGCUAAACCAGGACAACCCAUGCAAACGAAGCAACAGGCUCCAUUGAUUGUGGAUAAGCAACAUCCUCAGCAAAUACAUCCUGGGCAAAGCGAGGCCCAGGCUGCAAUCCCAAACAAAUCACAGUCACCAAGGGAGAAGCCAAAACCUGCAGUACAGAGCACUGCAGUACCUGCAACAGCAAAAGUGAUCAGUGCAGACAAAAAAGUUGACCCUUCUUCUAAGGAGACCUCCCAAGCUGCUGAACUACAGAAAGCAAAAAUUCAAGAGGAAUUGAAUAAAGGCUAUCCUCAAGAACUUUCACGUAGCCCACAGAGUUUAAGUGAUACAGGCUACUCGUCUGAUGGUAUCUCAAGCUCUCAGAGUGAGGUUACAACAUCAGUGCACCACGAGGCACAAAAGCUAAACGAGUCUGGUCAAGUGCAGCAGAGUCCAAAGAGCCCUUCAGAAUUUAACAAGUUGGAGAGCAGUGUACGGCCAUUGCUGGAAUCCCAAAGUGUUCAAGAUAAGGCUAAAAGAGGAAGGACUGCUCAAAGUUCAAGUGAAGAACAAAGAGAGGGGCAUAGACCCCGAUCACUUUCAAUUACGCCAGAGUCUUAUAGUUCAGAUGAAGAGCUUGAAGAUAUACAAGAAGAGGAUGAAGACACUUUUGAAUUGGACAACCAAAGUGAGCGAAGAGAAAGCCUGGAAUCCUUGGAUGAAUUUGGCAGGAAAUUGCAACAUGGCUAUGUUGAAGACCGUAGUGGAAGUGCAAUAUCAACUCCCCAUGAUAAGACCAUACAACCUGGAGCAGAAUUAACAGAUGAAGAAUUUAUGCGAAGGCAGUUGUUGGAAAUGAGUGCAGAAGAGGAUAAUGUCUCUGUGGAAAAUGAGGAGUUGGAUAGCUAUGCUAAACGUGUUAGUAUGAAGAAGAGUCAGAAACAUAAUUUAGAGUCCAGUAAACAAAGCCCUUCAAAGCAACAUCUGGAUCCCAGUACAGUUAGCAACUACGAAGAUACAACACUGGAAGGUUAUGGUGGGGAAGACAGCCAGUCAUGGCAAGAACAGAAAGAACAUGAAGAUACAUACAGGGAAUCCCUAAAUCAUGCAGAAGAGGAUGCAGUGGGAGAACCAUCUGGGCUACGACGCUUCAAGACUAUUGAUUUGAACACUACAAACACUUAUAUUAGCAGAGAUGUUGAAGGUUGUAAUGAAACAGAACUCAGCAUUGAUAGAGAACCUGAACUUGAAAUGGAAAGUUUGACUGGGUCACCAGAUGAAAAAUCAAAGGGUGAAUACUCAUCCACAUUGCCACCCUCAACACCUACUUUUUCAUCAGGCACUUCACCAACAUCUGUCUCCUCAUUGGAAGAGGACAGUGACAGUAGUCCAAGUCGGCGACACAGACUUGAAGAGGUGAAACAGCAGAGAAAGGCAAGACAUCGAUCACAUGGCCCUCUGUUGCCAACUAUUGAGGACUCUUCUGAGGAAGAGGAGCUACGAGAGGAAGAAGAACUGCUUCGAGAGCAGGAGAAGAUGCGUGAGGUGGAACAACAUCGCAUUCGAAGCACAGCACGUAAAGCAAAAAGAGACAAAGAAGAAUUAAGGGCACAGAGAAGACGUGAAAGAUCCAAAACACCACCAAGCAACCUUUCUCCAAUCGAGGAUGCUUCUCCCACAGAAGAGUUACGCCAAGCUGCAGAAAUGGAAGAACUCCAUCGAUCAUCUUGUUCUGAGUAUUCACCCACGAUUGAUUCUGAAGCUGAGGGCUUUGAAAUAACAGCCUGCAGAUUAUACAAGUCUGGGAGUGAAUACAACCUCCCAUCAUUUAUGUCCUUGUAUUCUCCAACUGAAAAAUCAACUACCAGUAGUUCUUCAGUAAAUCAAAAACCAUUGAAAAGUGCCGAAGAAGCAUAUGAAGAAAUGAUGAGGAAAGCUGAAAUGCUAAAGAGCCAGCAGCCGGUGCAGACAAUAGCUUAUGGCAGUUCUUACCAGCAAGAUGAUUACAUGCAGAAUAAUUACAAGUACCAAUCUUCAGAUGUCUACACUUACUCGAACAAUGAAAUAACACUAUCUCAGACAAGCUUACAAGGUGAGCUUCAGAAAGCAGAGGCAUAUGAGGUCACUGUGAAAACUGCUGCACAAACUCCAAAAUUGUCCCGUUCGCCAUCGCUGGAGCUCCGCCUGCAGCAACAAAAUGCUCAAUUACAAAACCUUGAGAGGUCUUUUCAGGAAAAGAAGCUUCUUGAUGCACAAAGUGCUUAUACGGAAUUAGCAAAGCAAACAGACGCACUUCUUACACCUGGAACGAGCCCUACCCAGUCAUCUGCACCAAUGUCUUUUAUUUCAUCCCAAGCUAAUAGAGGUAUCCCUGAUGUUCGGGUAACUCAGUAUUUCAUGAGAGACGUGCAAGACCAAAGCCAGACUGCAAUAUCAGUUGGAACAAAGGUUGACAGCUCACAGAUUGUAACAGCCUCUUACACAACAUACAACAAAAAAUCGGCUGUGACUGUGGCCACUGCAAUAGUAAGUCAGUCCUCGAUGUCUGCACGAUCUUCUCCCAUCGAUCGAAGUAUGGGAUACAUCCAAGUCAGGCCAUCAGAUCCAGGAAUUUCAACACCAUAUUGCUCUCAAAAUAAUAUCUCAGGGGGUAAGAAAUUCAGUGAUUCCUAUGGGGCACCAAAUCUUGAUGGAGCAUCCACACAGACCCCUGGGAGCUUUUUCAAAUCAUCGAGCCCUGAGGAGCCCCUUUCCCCAUCAUCACAGAGAGCAGUAACCAGAACUGACAUGCCAACAAUUUCCCUGUCCAGUGAUAAAUCCACCACAGAAUUCUCAACACAGACUUCCAAUGCCAGAGUUGUCUUGCCUUCUAAUAUGCCCAUGGCCUCAUCACCUUCCACAAUGAUGGCUCAGGGUACUCAGACCUCAGUGAGGUCACCCCGACUCACUCGGCAAAUAUCGUCUCCCGAGUCCACGUGCAUGGUUGUUACUCUGGCAGCAAAUGUUUCAUCCUCCGCCCAGCCAUUAGCUGUCAAUUCAUCUGUGUCACCAAAUGUCUCACCAACUCGAUUAAAUCGACAACAAACGUUGCAUGGUUGGACUCAGUCAGUGGCUGCUUCAACGCAACAUGUUCAACAGCCCAUGUAUGCCAAGUCUUCAUCACAGACUGAUAGAAUACCCACUCAGAGAGGACAGAUAUCUUCAACUGUUGUCACAACUUCGACUGUGCUUGGUCAAGGUGUGGUUCCUCUGGAAAAUACUUUCAACAAAGCAUCAUGGAUGUACCAGAAUGCAAAUGCAAAUAUAAACUCAGUGGAAGUUUCAAGGACAUGUAGCUCAAUAGUAGAUCUCCGAACAGCUGCUAAAUCACCUCCUGUCAUCAUAACAGAUCAUGGAAUGGAUUUGACAUCUUUAGCUACGGAAAGUAGGAAAUAUUCACUUGAAUCAGACCAGCUUCCAUGUCGUCAGUCCACUGCUGUGCAGCCAUUAAUCAUGAAUCUUAAUAUGCAGGAACAUCCAAAUGUAAAUACGACAGUGGGCGUAACGAUAACAUCAUCAAUGCUUAUUUCCCAAUCCAAAGUACCAAAAAUAUAUGGAGAUCCUUUCCAGAAUCUCAUGGAUCUCGGUCAUGGCACAGCCACAGCAAUCUGUCUUUCUCAAGCAAAACAGCUUGAAUCAAUGGUCCAGCCCAUUACUGUAACAGAAAGUGGAACCAAUACAGAUAUGGCAAUAGUCACAACAAAAUCAGGCUUUACGAGUCAAAUCCAGCCACAUUUUGCUAGAUUUAACUUAGCUAACCAAAUGACUCCAGUGCGUAAACUGGACAUGUUUGUGAAUCAGAGCAACAUUAAUAACGCCAUUAGUGUUAGUGCCGUGCCUAGACCAGGACCUCAUGAUAGUGGCUUUGUCACUUCACAGGUACACCAAGAAGCAUCACUGGAAUUAAAGCCAUCUGCUCCUCCAGCAAACGAGCUUGGAGCGAAAGCACACACGAUGGUGCAGCUGGAUAGCACAGCAGCUGGCACAGUUACAAAGCUGAUCAAACAAGAUCCUCCUCCAAAUGCUCUGGAUUUGACUGGAUCCAAACCAGAAAGGGCUGUUUGUUGUGACGUUGUGUAUAAAUUUCCUUUUGCUGGUAGCUGCACAGGGUCAUUUAACUCAGGCACCCAGGUCUCAGAACAAGCAAUGGCUGAACCACGGCUCAGCGACAGGAAUAUUGCUCAGAAGUACUAUGACAACAGAGCUCAGGAGCCUGUUGACAGUUACCAGUAUAAAGAACCCAUGGCUAGUUACCAGGAAGGUUCUAAUUUGUACAAAGAGCACAAAACGUUCCCUCAGGUAUUUUCUGGGCGACUACAUUCGUCUAUGUCAGACUCUAAUUUGUUAGAAGCUAGUAUUAAUUACAAUCUAAUGAAGGACGAACCUUUUUACCACCCGCCUGGAGGAGAUGCAGCUGUAGAUCUGAGUACAAUGAGACAGUCCUACAGUUUAUCUUUCGGUCAGGGGAGGGAUUGGGAGCUUGGAAUGCAGUAUGGUUCCUUCACUGAUCUGAGACAGCAGUCAGAUAUCCUCAGCCAACCCACACCAAUUCGAAGAUAUAGUUCAAUGUCUAAUAUUCAUUCUGGAUAUGGCUACUCAAUGCGAGAGGAUCUGCCUAAUUUUCAAGAGGCUAGUUUGGCCCAAUACAGCGCGACCACUGCUCGUGAAAUUAGCAGGAUGUGCGCAGCUCUAAAUUCCAUGGAUCACUAUGGAACACGAUAUACAAACAGCUCUGACUCCCUCCAGUAUGGACCGGCUGGGCGAAAUGCUCACUGCAGUGAACUCGCUAGAAACAGUGCAAUGUCACACCAUCAAGGAAUGCUGCCACUAAAACAAGACAUGAUGUAUCAUCCAAACCUGUCUGACUCUCGACGUCGGAUUGCGGUGCACGGCUUUGGCAACAUGCCGCAAGCAGUACGUUUGAGAGCCAUUAGGCACAUGUAUCCUUCAGUGGCUCCCGUGAGAGCACCUGAUGGCAUGAUUUACUCUACAAUCAACACUCCGAUUGCUUCCACUCUCCCUAUUACGACACAGCCAGCCUCGAUCUUGUGUCCAAUGUUAAGGGGCGUUUACAGGCCCUACUUGCCUAGUAAUAUCUCAGCCGUGCCACUGGCCAGGUUGAGUAGACUCCCUCUUGUUGCACCAAGGAUGCCUGCUGCAGCUCCUGGGCUGUACCGUUAUCUGCCUCCAAACAGGUUUCCAGCUGCUCCCACAACUUCUGCUGGGGAAGCACCUAUAUAUCUUGGGAAGCCUGGAGCAACACCCAGUAGUAAUGUCCGAACUGGAGGUGUAAAUAUAAGUCAGCUAGUGCCGAGCCAGACUACGCAGAGGCCGGAACAAAGUGGUAUUCCUCAGCACAGUGCUUCAGCUCCUGUGACUCAGAAGUUUGUCUGUGAUGCUAAUCAGUCUAAGCAGCAGGCUGACAUUGGGCAUAACCAGCAGCAACUCCAGCAGCAAAUGCAACCACAGCAAUCACAAGUGCAAUUUCAACAGCAGCAGCAAUUACAGCAGCUGCAACAGCAGCAAUUACAGCCGCAGCAAGUGCAAGUCCAACAGCAGCAGCAAUUACAGCCGCAGCAAGUGCAAGUCCAACAGCAGCAGCAAUUACAGCCGCAGCAAGUACAACCACAAAUGCAACAGCAGAUACAACAGCAGCAAAUGCAGCCACAGCAAGUGCAACAGCAACAAGGUCAACAACAGCUACAAGUUCAACAGCCGCACCAAGACCAGCAACUGCAGCAACAGCUGCAAGCAGAACAGCAACUUGAACAACAGAAAGAACAGCAGCUACAAAAGCAACUGCAGCAGCUAUUGCACCAGCAACUGCAGCAACAAAAGCAACAGGAAGCCCAGCAAAGUGACACUGCAAGGUCUGGUGCUGGUCGAAGGAAGCACGAAGAUAAAGAGGAAGAGCAUCAGCGAAAGCAGCAGCAAGACCACAUGCUCCUUAUUGAGCGGGAACGUGUGGAGUUGGAAAAGCUGAGGCAUCAGCGUCUGCAGGAGGAAUUAGAACGCCAGCGCCUGGAGUUGCAGCGCCAUCGAGAGAGUGAACAAAUCAUAGUGCAACGCGAGCUUCAGGAGCUGCAGACCAUUAAGCAGCAAGUCUUACAUCAACAGCAGGAGGAAAGGCAGGCCCAGCUUGUGUUACAGCGAGAGCAGUUGGCACAACAAAGGCUGCAACUAGAGCAGAUUCAACAGCUCCAACAGCAACUGCACCAGCAACUGGAAGAGCAGAAAGUACGAAAUACAGUAAGUUUCCCUGCAGUUUGUGACCCUUCAGGCAGGAUCAAUCCACACAGUAUGUCGGAGAUGGCUAUUGAAAUGCAAAGGACUAUAGCUCAGAAUGGGCAGUACUGGCCUGUGAACCAGCCGUACAUAGAAGGCGGCCCUGUUGCCACUACUACUCAAGAAGCAUACGUAUCUCCACAUCACAGAGCAUUUAUAGAAGCACCACAACGAUCCACUUCUGAACUGUCUCUUCGAACUGACGAGCACUGGGAAAGUCGAGCCAUCAAGAAGCGCAACUCGGUGCCUAGGCUAAGAGAUGCUUAUGAGGGAGAUGACACAUCCUUACGUGAUCAGUAUGUAGUUAAGAAAAUAGCAGACUGUAGUGUACAGACUGAUGACGAGGAAGGUGAAGAAGGCUACUACAUAUCCCGUCGGAGAAGAACAAAGCGGAGUGUGGAUUGCAGUGUACAGACAGAUGAUGAAGACAAUGGAGAAUUGGAGCAGCCUACUCGUAGACGCCGUUCCAGGUUCUCAAAACAUUCAGAUUCAAGCACAGAGCACAAGCGAGAAGCUUCAAAGGGGACCUCGAGUAUUGCCAUACAAACAGUCAAUGAUUGCUCUGUCCAGACAGAUCAAAAUGAGCUAGGACCAGUUUCUCCUGCCAUUCACAUCAUACCUGACCCACGAGUGGAAAUUGUAAGAUACAUAUCUGCCCCUGAGAAAACCUACAAAGGAGAGAGUCUUGCUUGCCAGACGGAGCCAGAAGCACAGUCACAAGGCAUUGUUGUCCCUCAGUUUGCAAUUCCAACCACCAUUAAUCCCUACUCUACUAACAUACAGAUUGUAACAUCUGGCCCACUAGACCAAACCAAUAGCAGGCAGCAGGGAAUUAUGAUUGUCCCAAAGGCUGAGAAGAAGAAACCAGAUCCAUUGGAAAUAGGAUAUCAGUGUCACCUCCCGCCUGAGCCUUUGCCUCAAAUGACUCGCCAGCCUCCAAAGUCUCCACAGGUUCUAUACUCACCUGUCUCACCACUGUCCCCACAUCGGCUUUUAGACACAUCCUUCACUUCAAGUGAGAAGUUAAACAAAGCCCACGUUACUCCUCAAAAACAUUUCACCACUGAAUCACCUAAACGACAGCCAAGUCUGCCUCGGCCAAUCAAAGUCAUGCAGCGCUCCAUGUCUGACCCGAAGCCUGUCAGCCCGACCUCUGAUGAAUCUGGGAAACCUCGAUUUUUUGCUCAACAUCAACAGCAGACCCUGCAUGGCAGUCAGAUUGGUAAUUUGCAGCAGAGCACUAUGAAGAAAGUGAAAAGGACCCUGCCCAGUCCUCCACCUGAAGAAAUCAUACAUGGCAGUGCACAACUUCAUCCACAGCUGUUUGGAACCUCCCUGUCCCGGAAACGGGGAACUCUACCCGACCAAGUCACUCGUGAUAGACUCCUUAAGGAUAUCAGCCAUGAGCUGGAGAAAGUGGAGCAAGAAUCAAACAAACUCCAGAAGAAACAGGCAGAGCUCGAUGAAGAAGAAAAGGAAAUUGAUGCUAAGCUCCGCUACAUAGAACUGGGAAUUAAUCGUAGAAAAGAAACCUUUGUCAAAGAACCGACGAAGCGAGACGUGGGAUAUGUACGAGGCUUGGGAGAAGACAGAGAUUAUAUGUCAGACAGUGAAGUCAAUAAUAUCCGAAUACCUUCGUAUAAUAGCAACAAUGUCUUAGCCAGGCCACAAACUGCCCCAGUUAAUCAGUAUUCUGAAUUCUCAAUGGCACAGCACCCAACCACAUCAUCACAGUACCCUCCGUCACAGACCACUCCUCAGGGUUUGACAAAUUACCAAACUGCAGGCUAUCAGCCAUCCCAUUACCCAGUUCCUAACAGUUACCAAUCGCAAAGCAAUCUUCAGUCUCACUCCACUUUACAUUCUCAAAACACUUGUCAGCCACAUGCAUAUCCCCAGAACACAAACUACCAGACUGACAGCAGUUUACAAAAUGUACCUGGACUUCAACCAUCUCACCAAUACCAAGCUCCUAGCACUUAUGCAAAUCAGGCUUCGUUUCAGUCUGGCCAUAAUGCUCAGUAUCAGCAACAGGAAAACAUCUUGUCACAACAUCAGAAACCUCGGCAGACAUCAUUAGCAGAUCUCGAACAGAAAAUACCCACCAAUUAUGAAGUAAUUGGUAAUCCAAAUGCAAUUAUUUCUGCUACACCAACAGAGAAAGUUUACACAUCCACAACGAUGAGUAACAGUUAUGACCAGUAUAAGAAUGCAGAGGUGAGAGUUGCUGAUAGUGGAAAUGCAAUAGAAAGUCCUUCAACUAACUAUUCAGCGGACUCUCUGUAUACAAACCUAGAGCACAAUGUUUCUCGUAAUUAUGUUAUGAUUGAUGAUAUCAGUGAAUUGACCAAAGAGAAUACCUCAGCAUCAGAAAGCCAGAAAGUAGAUCAGCCCACUCAGCAUAGUAGUUCAAGGCAUGCUAAAGAAAAGAAUAACUUUCCAGAGCCAACUAAUUCCAUUAGAACACAUGCUUACAAUAAAGCAGAUGAUGAAUCAGAGGAAGACAUGUAUGACGUCCAGAUAUCAGACCAUAGAGGGAAGAAUGGAUACCAAAGGAAUUCUGAUAGCCAUAACAGAGUAUCAAAUUCUUCAAGUGGAUAUUACUAUGCAGAUAACAAUCACAGACAUUCCUCCCGCGCAGACAAGCACAACUCUUCUUAUGGGUCUCAAAAGCAUUCAUCAAAACAAAUGGCUCCUGCUGUAGUAUCUGCCAAGCGCAGCAAACACAGAAAGCAAAACAUAGAACAGAAAAUUUCAAAGUUUUCUCCGAUAGAAGAAGCCAAAGACGUGGAAUCUGAUUUUGCUUCAUAUACUGUCACGACUUCAGCUGCAGGAAGUAAUGUAAUUCUUAGGGCGCAGAAGCUUCAGGAUGAAAUAACGUAUGGUCUGAAGAAAAAUAUUUAUGACCAGCAGAGAUAUUCUGGACACAUUAGUAGAGAAGCAAUGGAAGAUUCAGAGAGAGGAUACAUCAAUGGCAACAGAUCAAGGUCAUCUUCAAUGUAUGGAAUGGAAAAAGCAGGCAAAGAGGCAGCAAGUCCAAGGAGUAAAUCUUACGAGAGAGACACAGUGGAGAGGUCUCAAAAGAUGGGAAUGGGCCAUAGUCGAGGCCGGGCUCCAAUAAAAUCCCAGGCAUCUGAAGAGGAAAGUCCUCUGAGUCCAAUGGGAAACCAGAUGCAUGGGGCACGGACCUCGCGAGAAUCACUCCCACCAAAUGUUGUAGAUAGUAGAUCCCAAUUUGGCUCCAGCCAUUCCCUGCCUGAUGUUCAGGAUGUGAAAGAGACAUCACGUAGCCAUACCUACAGAGAAGACGAUGGUUAUGUCAUGGAUGAUGUGCACUGUGCUGUUUCUGACAGUGAAGCCUAUCACUUGGGCCAAGAGGAGACAGACUGGUUCGAAAAGCCAAGGGAGCGUUCCAGGCAUUACGGUGGACAGUCUUCAUCGCAGAGACGCAGUCACCGAAACCACUCGCGCCACAACUAUGAGGAGCCACCAGCAGAUGAUACCUGGCAACAAUCAGAGCGCUCACAGUCGCGAUACUCCUCAAAGGAUCAUCAGAAGCAGUCUGCUUACCAAUACGGAGAGCCAGCCCGACACUCUUCGCGCCACACGGGUGACGAGCCUUCCCGCAAGUCGUCAAGGCAGCAUCCGAAAGAGCAGCAUCGCCAAGAGUCCCGGCAAUAUUCUCAGCAGCCUUCGCAGAGGAGAGGCCAGCCGGCAGAGCAGAGAUCUCAGCGGGAUCCUCACUUGGGUUCUGCCGAGUGGACCCAGCCUCGAUCAACCGGGCAUCACUCGGAAUCUGAGCCGUCGCGACCACAGAAGCACUCGCAGCAGCAGCACGCAGCUAGAAAGCAGUCGGAAUCUCCUCAGCAACAAGGCCGGUCUCAGCACAGCCAGCCUCCAUCGUCGAGGAGUCAUUCGCAGCAGCAGGUGCGGCAGUCACCAUCACAGCAGGUACGGUCUGCAACAUCGCAGCAAAGAGCGCCACCAGCGCAGCAGCAGCAGCAGCAGCAGCAACCACGCCAAGCUCAACUGCAGCAACAGGCAAAGCACGUGCAGCAACCUCAAGCUCAGCAGUCACAACAGCAACAUCCAGGGCCAACCCAACAGCAGCAACAGGCACAGCAACAACAACAGCAGCCACAACAGCAGCAGCAGCAGCAGCAACUUCAGCAACAACAACAGCAACCACGGCAGCAGAGUCUUCAGCAACCAGCAGGUCAACACCAGCCUCAGACCCAGCCACAGGCACAACAACCACAGACAAGGCCUGCCACCACCAUGACCAAGCCAGGCCAAGCAACCACUGGAAAACCUGCAGUGAAGCAAGCUACCGCACCACAGCAAGCUGCUCAUUUAGCAGGUUCCAAACCAAGCGAAGAAAAGGAGGGUGAUAUCGGAGCUUUUGUUUCCAAAAUGUUACCUGGAGGAGCAGCUGAGCAGGCUGGAAAACUGACUGAAGGCAUUGCUUCUUUUGGCCGUAAGUUAACUUCGUUUUGGUGAUCGUGCUGCUGUAAGGAAACCUGAUGUGGGAGUGGAGAAAGGUGCAACUACAGAAAAAACCUAUGAAGAAUCAGAAUACAUUCAACAAAAAACAUAACAACACGGGACUCUGUGUAACUCGAAAAGAGGAAGAGGCAAAAUUGAACCUGAAUGGCAACAGGAUACUAAAUAUAUACAUCGAAUGGAGAGACCGUUUUUAUUCAACUCUGGCAGAAGGACUGUAGAACAUCUUUGGUAUUGAAGGCCAGACAGCAACAGAAAGCCAUGAGUCUGUGUGAGGGCAGAGAAUGAAUAACCUCACUGUCCUUACCCAGCACUGCAGGAAAUCAUAAUCCCAGCAUCUGACAGCUCUGCCAAGAUGCUGCUUUCAAUCACCUACCUGCUUAAAAUAUCGCUCGCAGUGAUGUGUGGCAUGAAAGGAUUUUCUGGUCGUCCCAUAGAGGAAAUAGUAAGGUGAAGCUCGUCAGUGUCUGUCUAUGCAAUGUGAAGAGGAAAACGCAUCCAAAGGGGAACGCUGUACUUUGUUAAGAGUUUACACAAAAGCUGACAGUGCUGUCAGCAUUGUCGCAGGUUGCCUGAAGAAUUGAGGGUGUUGCACAGCGUUUCAGGAUAUCUGAUGUCUUGGUUCUCAGGAUACUAUGACACAUGGGCGCACAAUUAAAUUUUGGAAGCCAAAUUUUGACAAAGUUUGAAUCUUCUGCUAGUUUUGGUGGAAUUUUAGAAGUGAAGCCUUUUUUAGGCCAUUGAGAACCUCCAUCUAUUGGCUAUCACAUGACAAUAUCCAGUGAUGGUUUGGGGAUGCCUUCUGCUUCAUGAUGAAUAUUUGGAAUCUUUUUACCUCCGAAUGAUGUUUGCAGAAUUUGGAAUAUCUUAUGCCUGGGUUUGUUCAAUGUCCUCUUACCUUGGACCCUGAAGGGAAAGACUGGAGUAUGCACAGAGUCCAGUUUCUCUCACUAAAGCUUUUGAUCUUCAUAGGUUUUUUCUGUAUUCAUAGACCAGAAUUCCCUGAGGUGAACUUAUUACCUUUUUUAGGGCUGGGAGCAAAGGCUCCAUUUUCCCCAAACAUUCCACUGUCUUUUGUUCAGUUUCCGGCUGAUUUUUUGCGAUGGGCAGGUGCAACUCUUGUGUGCAGAGUAUUGUGGGCCUCGAGGCAUUCUAGAGUAUGAUGGCAGUACUCAGCCCCUUACCCAGGACCUAGCAUUCUUCAAUGAUUGUGAACCACAAGCACUGGUCAUAACGACCAGAAGUGUUAAAAGUGACCAUAUAACUGGUGACACCUGGACUGACAUCGUGGCCAGUCAUGCCAUGCAGCUAUCAGAAGCUAUUCCAUUCUUUUAUUUUCAGAGAGUGUACUCUACAUAAGUGUUUUCUCGUUAAUAUGUUUGCCUGGUAUUUUUCUAUAUGCUAUUUUGCAACCGCCUUAAUCAUUCCAAUUUUCUAUUGUAUACCUCAAACAGAUUUUUGUUUUCUUUUGUAUAUGACCUGCAUUUUUCCUUGCCGCUAUGCAGUACUGGAGUUGUAUGGGGUAGAAAGGGAGGGAUGGUACUUUUGGAAACAAUAGGUCAGUGGGAGGCUGACAAGAGCACAACUGUGGAAGAGAAAGCUUGCCUCUGCCCUGGUCCUAUGGUAAUGUGCAAUUCAUUUGGGCUUCCACUCAUCAGAAUAGGAUGAAGGAAAACAAUUACCAAUUCAGAUUUUCUAUGCAAUGAUGAGAAAACUGUGUUAAUAUUUAAUACUGAAUUCCAUGUUAUAUAUAAAUGGCGUAAAUUAAGAUUAUGCUAUUGAUAUUGAGAAGCAAUGUUUGUAAGUGUAACUCAUUACCUGUCGUGACCUGUCAAGUGGGGUGUUGUUGAACCUUUGACGGGAUCCGUUGCCAAAGGCAUCGCCACGUUAAAGCAGUGGAUUAGUACUGUGCGUGUCUUCGUCUCCAGGUUAGAGCAUGACUUGCUGAUUCAGUGCUUGCCUUCCAUUUUGUUUGGUAUUGUAGUUGUUAAUGUUCCCAUAUUAAACGUAUGCACUUGCUCUUGGCAAGCCACGACCCAGGAAGUUCCAGCUGUACUCGGGGAACCCAAUUCAUUAUCUAUUAGAUUUCCCAGUCUUGGAGCAGGACAUUUCUGUUUAAACUGGAUACAUCAUAUUCUAAACAUCUGACUCUCUACUCUUCCAGCUGUAUUGCUAAUGGAAUGACAAUCCAGACUAAUAAUUCCCAGAUACGGAAGCGCUUAAGUGUUUCCCAUUGUAAAUACUAAAGGCAAAUUAAAUGCACAUACAUCAAUCAGAGAAAGCUGAGGUGAGGUUUGAGUUGACCUGAGGAAUGUAGGUUAAGAACAUUGAUUUAUAGUUUAGAUGGUCAGACUUGGACGUUGAACUCAAAGCCUUGAAGGUCAAACAUCCAGAAGUUGGUGAUUUAUUUUAAGAUUAAUGUGUAGGAUGUUUGAUUUCAGUAAGUUUUUUCUAAUUUUUGUGAUCCUUUUCACUUCCCUCUUUGGACUACCACCCGUCUAUCAUGAAUCCCCAUCUGGAAACAAGUGGAAUUAUACAAACUCCAACACCGACAUCACCAAAUCAUCCAUCAUCCAUGCAACUUCAAAUUAGAGAUCAAUCUUCAGUCAAUCUCUAAGUUCCAGAUGCCUCUGCCGUCAGCUACUUUCUGAUGAAUGAACAUCAUCACACUUGACAUAUGCCUUAGAACAUCAACCUGAUGUUCUACCCCUUUACUGGCAGAAACCUAGAAAGGAAUUUGAAUAAAGUGGGGCUGUUUAUUGGAGUUGACCUACAGACUCCUUCCCAAGAUUUAAAAUUCAAUCAGUAGAGUCCUAAAUACCCCUGUUACUACAUAGAGCCUUAGGCAUGUCACUUUUUCUAGGUGGCUGGAUGGUUUCACUGACUACUGCUCCCUCCCCAUUUUGUGCCGUUUCACCCGUAAUCAGCAAGCUAUCUGCACCUUCCAUAUGUUGUGAUGUCAACCUGUAUGUAUGUUUGUAUGUGCAAGUGUAUGUAAAUGCAUGAAUAAUCAACUCUGGAAAAAUAAUUGGUGUGAACCUACAUUGCUAUUUGCGACUAAUCAUGUAUUCAGUGAGCACCCUAAGACAAAAUCCCUUCAGGGUGGCACUAACAUUUUGGGAGAUGCAGUAAUAUUUCUGUAUAAAAUUAUCAUCAUAGGAGGAUGCAUUUACAAUCCAAUUGGCAGUAUAUAUAUUUAUAUAGAGAUAUAUCAAAUUGAGGAAUAUAAUAUGGUUCUAUAAAAUACUCAAAUUUUACUUCAGAGUAUCUAGCAUUAAAAAUGUACAUAAAAUUAUUUACAAUUCUGUAAGAGAGAUGGUGUAUAUUUUGAAAGCUAUUAAAAAAGAGAUUUACUAUCUAAGAAGUUUGAUGCAUUUAGGUUUUAGGUGUUUUUAAGGGUUGUGCAAUCAAAGAUUUACUUCCUCUCGUGUGUGGUAUUUGUGAAUGAAGAACACAGAUACAUAACCAAACAUUACUGUCCACUAUUAUCCUGCAUCCCACCACGAAGAUCCACAAUUAUCUCUCAAACAAAAUAAGUCAGUAAAUUGAAUUCAGCCGCCUUCUUAAAAAUACUAGAAAGACUGAGCUUCUUCAUUAGAGCUUUGCAGCCAUUGCAUUUGCAAGAAAAAUUCAAAUCUUAUUUAACAAGCUAUUACACAUUUGAGACUGUCAGCAUGGAUAAUGAAAAGUGAAUAAGAGAAUUCUAUGCAGUCAAAUUAGAACAUAGAACUAUUUCUAAAAUGAAGAUCUCAAUUAGUUCUAAUCUCUUAACAGGGGCAACUUAACAGGGAACACUGUCUGUUCAGAAUAUUUGAAUAUAAGAACAUGGAAUAUUUGACAAAUAUCCAUGAGAGAUUGAAUUGAUAGAUUAUCAGUGCAGGCUGAGCUGAAUCUAUGCUCAUUGAUUUAAAGAGCAAAUCAUAAAUAUGCCAUUUCUCAGACUUAAAUGUUGUGGAUAGUUGACAAAGGUGUAUCUGGUGUGCUAAUGCUGAACUGCUGGAUUACUGCUACUGGAGAACAUCAGUGAACUUUAUGAAUAGCAAAAUAGCCAUCAAGUAGUUCAAGAUGAUGUGACAGCAUUGCAAUUUUGUCUACCAAUCCCAUAGAAUGGAAUUAAGAUGUAAUUGUUUAUGAAAAGCUAUAUAAAUCAACAUGAUGUUUCAAGCACACGCAACAGGUUUCAAAGUGUAAACUGAGAUAGGUUAAAAAUGUUUUUAUUUAAUGGGGAUUAUUUGAAACAGAUUCUUUAUAAAGAUUAGGGACAUCUUUGCCUAUUUUCCAUGUUUUUAAAUAUUAAUCUGGGGUUUAUUGGUGAGUAAACGCAAUGUACAGUUUAAAUAUUAAAGGUAUUCCUUGUUUUGAGAUGAGACUGUAGAUUGAGUGCAGUGUGAAUGAAAUGCCUUUAGAAAUUGUUGUCUAAAUGUCCCUUUAACAGGUAAAAUGUAAUACAGCACAGGCCACACAACACCACUAACAAUACCAAAUCACAGAUUGCCACAGAGGCCACACAGACAUUCAACGUUAUCAAGACCUUGGCAGUCAUCUCCAGUCUCUAAGUGUUACUAUCUCACCUCAGCGCUCAUCUGUUAUCUUCAUUUGCUAAUGAACCACAUUCUUGAAGAGAGAUAUUACACUGCAACCUUAAAGAAGGUGAAUUUAGAGGAGAUGGGUAUUGAAUGGUAUUGGGAACUUACUGAGGUCAAUAUUGUGCACUGGCACAAUAGUUAUAUGUAACUAUUGGAGUCUGAACACGUUAAGCGAAUAGCUGGAGCCUUGAACUAUUAGGUUAUGAUAGAGUUACUAAAUCUCAGUCAGGGUGAUAAUGAGGAUGCUACAGCAGGUUUCAUUGUCUUUGGCUUAGUAGAGAAUAAAUGCCCAAGGUUCUAUUUGAGAGCAGGUAAGUCUCUCUCAUGGCUCCAGUGCCUGUAUUUCUUGACCAUUAGGACUAUAUGUCCAGAAAAAUGGAAAAGGUAGACAUGCUAUCUUUAUCCUCCUCACUUUGUUUGCCUAUGUCAGCCCCUUUCUCCCUAUAUGAUGAGCCUUUAGUCAGUGCAGCCUCCACUUUAUUCAAGUUUGAACAUUUUAAUGCAGUUGAUUUGGCUGCUAAAGACGAUAUUUGUUUCUCUUUGUAAAUAUUUGUACAGUGUGUAAAUCUCAUCAGAUUAUCUAAACAGCCACUGGGUGUGGGUAUCACAUACCAGCAAUCCUGCCAACUUGUGCUUGUUUAAAAAAUAAUUUUAAAAAGCAAAAAAAAUCUUGUGUUUGUGGCUGGCUGAUAUAGGCCAUUGAGAAACUGUAUUCAGUUGUUAUCUGUGUAGAGUUUUUACAUGUUGUGUAUGAAAAUAAGGUGACUUCCUAAACUGAACCUGACUUCCAUGGACUUGGAAGGAGGAUUGUAAAACUCACUGUUAUAAGUGCAAUGAAUAAUUCAUGUAUGAACAUUGUAAAUGUAUGCUGCACUGUAUACUGUGAUGGCUGUAGUAUUGAAUAUAACACGAUAUUGUAUAAUGUGAUUGUGUAAAAGGUGUCCAAACAAACCAUUUCCAUUGGAAACCAAUAAAGAUCUUGAAGUAA
This is a messenger RNA of Chiloscyllium plagiosum (whitespotted bambooshark), 18087 nucleotides long. NCBI's taxonomy places the organism in Eukaryota, Metazoa, Chordata, Chondrichthyes, Orectolobiformes, Hemiscylliidae. The record is from RefSeq and is a predicted model, not a curated record.